Saccharomyces cerevisiae S288C is the source of this 1809-nucleotide messenger RNA. RefSeq names its product ATP-dependent DNA helicase YKU70 (gene YKU70). Gene Ontology annotation, biological process: telomere maintenance; double-strand break repair via nonhomologous end joining. Gene Ontology annotation, cellular component: chromosome, telomeric region; nucleus; Ku70:Ku80 complex. The record is from RefSeq and is marked reviewed. The transcript has a single exon. Gene Ontology annotation, molecular function: DNA helicase activity; telomeric repeat DNA binding; damaged DNA binding. NCBI's taxonomy places the organism in Eukaryota, Fungi, Ascomycota, Saccharomycetes, Saccharomycetales, Saccharomycetaceae. Bases 1 to 1809 code for a protein of 602 amino acids.
AUGCGCUCAGUCACUAAUGCAUUUGGCAAUAGUGGAGAACUUAACGAUCAAGUGGAUGAAACAGGUUAUAGGAAGUUUGAUAUCCAUGAAGGAAUUUUGUUUUGCAUUGAACUAUCAGAGACAAUGUUUAAAGAGUCCUCUGAUCUAGAGUAUAAAUCACCAUUGUUGGAAAUUCUGGAAUCACUAGAUGAGCUAAUGUCACAAUUGGUCAUAACAAGACCUGGGACAGCUAUUGGUUGCUAUUUUUAUUACUGUAACAGAGAGGAUGCCAAGGAAGGUAUCUAUGAACUUUUUCCAUUAAGGGAUAUAAAUGCUACAUUUAUGAAGAAAUUGAACGAUCUUUUAGAAGAUUUAUCAUCGGGGAGAAUAAGCCUAUACGACUAUUUUAUGUUUCAACAAACUGGGAGUGAAAAGCAAGUGCGCUUAUCUGUAUUAUUCACAUUCAUGCUUGACACUUUUUUGGAAGAGAUUCCGGGUCAAAAGCAAUUAAGCAACAAGAGAGUGUUCUUAUUCACUGACAUUGAUAAACCACAAGAGGCGCAAGAUAUCGAUGAACGGGCAAGAUUGAGAAGGCUUACAAUUGAUUUAUUUGAUAACAAAGUGAAUUUUGCAACUUUUUUUAUUGGCUAUGCCGAUAAACCAUUUGACAACGAGUUUUAUUCGGACAUACUGCAGUUGGGUUCACAUACAAAUGAGAAUACUGGUUUGGAUUCUGAAUUUGAUGGUCCAAGUACAAAGCCUAUAGAUGCUAAAUACAUCAAGUCCAGAAUCCUAAGGAAAAAGGAGGUAAAGAGGAUAAUGUUUCAAUGUCCAUUAAUCUUGGAUGAGAAAACAAAUUUUAUAGUCGGAGUCAAGGGUUACACUAUGUAUACCCAUGAAAAAGCUGGAGUCAGGUAUAAACUUGUUUAUGAGCAUGAAGAUAUCAGACAAGAAGCAUAUUCAAAAAGAAAAUUUUUAAAUCCUAUAACAGGAGAAGACGUUACUGGUAAAACUGUCAAGGUUUAUCCUUAUGGUGACCUCGAUAUCAAUCUAUCAGAUAGUCAAGAUCAGAUAGUAAUGGAGGCUUAUACUCAAAAAGAUGCGUUUUUGAAGAUUAUUGGGUUCCGUUCAUCGAGCAAAUCGAUACACUAUUUCAAUAACAUAGACAAAAGUUCGUUUAUCGUACCAGAUGAAGCAAAAUAUGAAGGUUCGAUAAGAACCUUGGCUUCUUUAUUAAAAAUUUUGAGAAAAAAAGAUAAAAUUGCAAUAUUAUGGGGGAAGCUUAAAUCAAAUUCACAUCCUUCACUAUAUACGUUAUCACCCUCAAGCGUGAAGGACUACAACGAAGGAUUUUAUCUCUACAGGGUUCCAUUCCUAGACGAAAUUCGAAAAUUUCCUAGUUUACUAUCCUAUGAUGAUGGCUCUGAACAUAAACUAGAUUAUGAUAACAUGAAAAAAGUAACUCAAAGUAUAAUGGGAUACUUUAACUUGAGGGAUGGAUAUAACCCAUCCGAUUUCAAAAACCCACUAUUACAAAAACAUUACAAAGUUUUACAUGAUUACCUGUUGCAAAUUGAAACCACUUUUGACGAAAAUGAGACACCUAAUACUAAAAAAGACAGAAUGAUGCGUGAGGACGAUUCUUUAAGGAAACUAUAUUAUAUACGAAAUAAAAUUUUAGAAUCUGAGAAGUCAGAAGAUCCAAUCAUCCAAAGGCUAAAUAAAUAUGUUAAAAUCUGGAAUAUGUUCUACAAAAAAUUUAACGAUGAUAACAUUUCGAUAAAAGAAGAAAAGAAGCCCUUUGAUAAAAAGCCGAAAUUCAAUAUAUAA